CCACUCUUCUCCUCCCUCCAUCUGCCAUGUUGUUCGAUUCUCUCGGUUUAUAAAGUUUCCCAUCUACCGUUUCAAAAAAAAAAAAAAAAAAGUUUCCCAUCUUUUCUGGAUCAUCCAAAUUUUUUGCCUUUUAAUUCUUUUCCUUGUUUUUAUGAUACCCUUUUGCUCCAACCUGCCUUUCCAAUUGAAUAAAGCAAUACCCAUUUGCUUGGAUUAAUUCUUUGUAAAGAUUAAUGAAUUUCAAAGAGGAAGUUCAAUUGUUGCACGGUUGUAUUGGUCAAGUUGGAAAUCUUGUGGUUAAGCUACUGUGGCACCUCCAACAUGUUAUGGUCAGUUUAUGGUACUUUGGAAUUGGUAUGGCUGAUUCACUUGAAAGCUAUUGCAUCUCAAAAGGACUACUUAGGAGAUACAAAUCCCUCCAUAUAGGCAGGCUCCGGUAUCUAGCCAUUGUAGUAGAAAGUGAGGAUGCUCACCAGACUGCAAAAAUUAUUGAGCUUCUGGAGUGGCUAGCAGCUGUUGGAGUAAAGCAGGUGUGCCUAUAUGAUACAGAAGGUAAAAAUUUCCUGGAAUCACAUGAAAAUGAUAUUCUACUGGACCAAAAAAAUUUUACCUUGGAAUUUGCAUCAUUCUCUGAUGGAAAGGAAGCAGUGGUGAAAGCAGCCAAUGUACUUUUUAUGAAGUAUUUCAAAUUGAGUGCCUCUUGCAGGAAUCAGGAAGACCAAAUUUUUACAGAAGCUCAGAUGACUGAGGCCCUAAAAGCUGUUGGUUGCAUAGGGCUGGAACCUGAUCUUUUACUAGUUUAUGGACCUGUCAGGUGUCACUUAGGUUUCCCUCCAUGGAGACUACGCUAUACUGAGAUCAUACAUAUGGGACCACUGAAGUUCAUGAGGUAUGGAUCCCUAAGAAAGGCCAUUUACAAAUUCACAAUGGUCCGCCAAAACUAUGGUAAGUGAGGUGCUGCAUUCAGAGAAAAGUUGAUUUUUCCCAUUAGAUCAUUCUCUUGGAUAAUGACUGUAACGGCAUGUAAUAAACACAAGCCUUUUGACCUCAGCCAUUAGGAACCUAUGCUCUUUUUCCAUGGCUGAUAACCCCCCAAAACAUGUCUCUUGUGGUGGUUAGCAUUUUCCGAAGGCUGUACUUCUUUCUUUCUUUCUUCUUUCUCUCUUUGUCAAUGAAUCAUUUAGCUGGUAAAUUUCUGCCUAAUCAGUGAAAUGGUAAAUUUGCAAUCUCAUCAUAUGCUUUUCUUGUUAUAUUUGCUAAUUUCAUUUAUCAUAUAAAUUCAGGUAAAUAAAUUAUUGAUCUUUAG
This is a messenger RNA of Rubroshorea leprosula, 1306 nucleotides long. The record is from the annotation of a GenBank genome assembly. NCBI's taxonomy places the organism in Eukaryota, Viridiplantae, Streptophyta, Magnoliopsida, Malvales, Dipterocarpaceae.